Molecule: messenger RNA, 995 nt
Organism: Pterocles gutturalis (yellow-throated sandgrouse)
Lineage: Eukaryota; Metazoa; Chordata; Aves; Pterocliformes; Pteroclidae
Gene: PTAR1
Product: protein prenyltransferase alpha subunit repeat containing 1
Exons: 3
Biological process (GO): protein prenylation
Cellular component (GO): cytoplasm
Molecular function (GO): protein prenyltransferase activity
Source: RefSeq, a predicted model, not a curated record
ACGAUGGGUGCUGCAACAACUAAUUCAGGAAAAGUCCUUGCCUGGUCUUGUGACUAAAGGAAACUUGGGAGCGGCACCUGUGGAGAGAAUUCACCACCGCCUAGUGCAGGACGAAAUGAAUGUCUGCUCUGAAGCUGCUGGGAGGUAUCCAAGCAACUACAAUGCCUGGUCUCAUCGCAUCUGGGUUUUACAACAUUUGGGAGAGCUGACUGUCAAGGUUCUCCUCGAUGAACUUUCAUCCACUAGAUAUUGGGUAUCCAUGCAUGUCUCGGACCAUAGUGGAUUUCAUUACCGCCAGUUCUUACUCAAGUCCUUGAUGGGCAGAACUGUGACUGACAAUAAUGUACUGGUACAAAAUCAAAUGGUCAAUGAGAAAAGCCCUAGCCUUCAAAAGGAGGAGAGUGGAGGGGCAGAAGCUACCUGUGUGGAACAGCAAAGUGUGGAUCCCCUCCGCUGUUUAGAGGAAGAGUUGGAGCUCUGCACCGAACUGAUUGAUACUUACCCAGGGCAUGAAACCUUGUGGUGUCAUAGAAGGCGUGUGUUCUAUCUUCAGCACCACCUACGCAACAAACUUCUGAGUGCAGUGGUAUCGUCUGCGGACAGCAGUGAUGAAACUCUGAGUAAUUCCCACCACAGUCUUGCGACAAGUCACAUGGCUCAAGCUAUGGAUGUUGAAGGUUUGAAUGAAUCCAGCAGCAAACAAGGUUAUACCCAAGAAACAAAACGCCUGAAGCGUGCUCCUAUGCAGGACCCUCUAGGUCCAGAAAUGGAAUACCGGUUCAUUGAUAAAGUAUUAUCAACUUGUAGGGAUGCAGACCAAGCCAGGUUUGCCACUGCUUAUAGUAAAUGGUUGGUUACUUUUUUAGGUCAGUGAAGGAAGAGUUUAAAACCUUCAGGGUUCUUUUAGUGCAAUAUUCUCUUUUCAGACACAGAUGCAUGUCUUGGUUGCGUUAGCUGACCAUGUGUUUCUCCCUGUUUUAAUGGUCAGUCCUAAA